AUCGCGAUCCGAAUCAGGGGGUUCUAUGCAAAAGUGUUCCGAUAAGGUGCCAUGUUCCACGGCCGUAUCGAUCCCCUUCCGGUCGCCGGCGGCGGGAGGAGUCGCGCGGGUGGAGGCUUGUGGAGACGCUUGUGGGCGAGAUACGCGAGGGCACCGGCGGGGCGGCACACCCGCCGCUGACUGCGGGCUUGCGGCGAUGCCGCCGCUCUCAAUCGCCGCAACAGAAGACUCCGGCGACGAUCUGGAACACGUGGUGAUCGAGGACGCUUCGCUGCGAGCGAGCACCCAAUGCAGAGGUCCACGGCUGGGAGACACGGCACGCCUCUCAAUUGAUCCACCGGAUCGGAAUGCUUGGGAACCUGGAGCUGGAGAUGCUAGUCUCGACGGCCCUUCACCCGUGCAGGCGAGAUUGCUACCCAUAAUGCAGACAUGACAGCCUCGUAAUCAAGAUCGAUGAGCGAUGAGAUUCUUGGGAGGUGGCUUCGGUUGCAGCGCAUGAGCACUUGAGUACACAUGAGAAUUAUUCUUGUUGUCUGCUGGUUCAGCUGGGCAAUUGCCUCCACCUCUUUUUCGCUAUAUAAACAAGGAAGCCGAAGCCCGGAAGACACCAUUGCAGCAGCUUGCCUUCGAUCUGUUUUCUCUCAUACUCCCAGUAGCUUCAGAGCAUCAAUUCCAAGGAUGGCCUGCCACCUGAGAUCUGUGAGUGUGCCUUCGAGCCCUCGCUCCAAUGAAACCAGUGUUGAGGAACAGCUACAGAGCUUGAAGGCAACCGUCUCUUCGCCUUCAGCGACCAUCGAAACCAUGGUUGGUGGUCUGAGCAAGCUCGGGAGCAUCUAUGACCGCAUCGAUGAGCUGCUCACAUGCUUACCCAGCAGCCAGAGGAAGGCAGUGGAGGAGGAGCUCGAGCGCUCCCUCGUCCUGCUUGACCUCUGCAGCGCCGUGCAAGAGAGCUUUGUGGAGCUCAAGACCAGCGUCCAAGAGAUGCAGUUGGCUCUCAAAAGAGGAGAUGAUGCUGCUCUUCAGACCAGGGUUCAGUGUUACUCACGCUCAGCCAAGAAGGCACAGAAGCUGUUCAAGAAGAUCAACAAGAAGACUGCUUCUGACAUGGAAGGCUGCAGGGUGAUCAAGCUGAUUGCUGAAGCGAGAGAGACUGCCGUGUCAAUCCUUGAAUCGACAUUGAAUCUCCUCUCGAAGCAAAUCGCGAUGCCGAGUUCCAGCAAGUGGUCACUCGUCUCCAAGUCGUUCCAAAAGAAGAGAGUUGUGUGCGAGGAGGAGCAAUUGCAAGGGUUGGAGCUGGACAUUGUUGAUCUUGAGAGUGGAGUUGGGGCUUUGUUCAGGACAUUGAUCCAGAGCAGAGUUUCUCUUCUCAAUACUCUUAGCUUGUAGACAGAUCAUACAACAAUUCUGACCCCUUGCGAUUAGCAUCCGCCUUUUAGAGGAUCUGCUGAUCUAGAAGCAAAUUUUUGAUGUACAUAUAUAUGAAAGGAAGUGUACAGAAAAUUAGAUAAUGAAGAAGCAAAGUUUUUGAUCCA
Setaria italica (foxtail millet) is the source of this 1532-nucleotide messenger RNA. RefSeq lists its product as uncharacterized. The coding region runs from base 514 to 1386 and encodes 290 amino acids. The record is from RefSeq and is a predicted model, not a curated record. Gene Ontology annotation, biological process: root development; shoot system development. NCBI's taxonomy places the organism in Eukaryota, Viridiplantae, Streptophyta, Magnoliopsida, Poales, Poaceae. The transcript is spliced from 3 exons.